AUGGACGAGCCGCUUCAGUUCGUGCCGUUCACGUCCGAGAUAGAGCUGCCGUUCUACUCGGCGCUCUUCUCGUCCAAGCUCGACUACGACAAGCUCGACGAUUCUGCGCGCGGCAUCGUGGGCGUGUACGAGGCGCGGGAUGUGGAACCAGAUGCGAGCUGCAAGCUCCAGAUCCUCGGCAGCGCCUUGACAAACGCAGAGGAAGACCCUGAAGUUGACAUGUGCCACAGUCCCCCUCUGGGAAAAGCAAGAGCCGAAGGCAUCAUCAGGAACGUCAACACCAUCGAAGACUUCCGCAAGACCGACAAGGCCGCCAUGUUGAAGCUGGCCGGCAGGCAGAUAUGGGACGCCAUUAAAGACGGCAGCAUCUACUCUGUCCCUUCGCUCCUAUCCUCGUUUAUAAUUUUGUCGUACGCCGAUCUCAAGAAAUACAAAUUCAUAUACUGGUGCGCGUUCCCGGCGCUGCACUCGGAUGCGCAGUGGAAGCGAUCCGGGCCAAUCCAGCGGAUGACCUCAGACGAGACCACGGCACUGCUGGAUCGAGUGGGAACAUGGCGAUACAGUGUGGACAAGCGCGAGCAUGGAUUCUUCCUGGCCAAGAAGGUCUGGGGAGAGAAGCCCCAGGAUUUGCACGAGCAUGACCCGGCGCACAAGAUUCCAUACAGAUGGGAGGUGGCUUCCCUGCGACAAUUUGAAGACGGAUUCUUCGACGGCGUUGCCGAUGAGGAUCGAUUCGUUACAUUCUUGGACCCAUCAACUUUCCCAGAAGGUCCCUCGUGGCCGCUUCGCAAUCUCUUGAUCCUGAUUCGCCAUCGAUUCCGCCUGUCCAAUGUCAACAUUCUAUGUUUCAGAGAUGAAUGGUCCAGACGGCAUGAAGCUAGAAGCAUCAUUAUACCAAUCAAGAUGGACCCCGUCGAAGACAUGGAGAUUAAGGAGAUGCCCAAGGUCACAGGCUGGGAGCGGGCAAAGAACGGCAAGCUCCAGGCGCAGCUGGCCAACUUGGGCGAAUACAUGGAUCCUUCUCGGUUGGCAGAUUCAGCGGUUGAUUUGAACCUCAAGUUGAUGAAGUGGCGACUGGCCCCCGAUCUGAACCUCGACAUUAUCAAGAAUACAAAGUGCCUGCUGCUGGGCGCCGGAACGCUCGGAGGCUACGUCUCAAGGAACUUGCUGGGUUGGGGUGUCAGGAAAAUCACAUUUGUCGACUAUGGCAGCGUAUCCUUCUCAAACCCAGUUCGCCAGCCGCUCUUCGAAUAUGACGACUGCCUCAACGGUGGGAGACCAAAGGCUAUCCAAGCUGCCGAAAUGUUGAAGAGGAUAUACCCAGGCGUGGACGCCGAGGGCCACUCGCUUUCCGUACCGAUGCUCGGCCAUCCUCUGACGGAUGAAGCGCGGACAAAGGCCGAUUACGAUAUGCUAGAAGCAUUGAUUGACGCACACGACGUCGUCUUCCUGCUCAUGGACACUCGCGAAUCCCGAUGGCUGCCCACAGUAAUGGGAAAGGCCAGCGGAAAGAUUGUCAUGAAUGCCGCUCUCGGGUUUGAUUCAUACGUAGUCAUGCGACACGGCGCCGAGUCUUCAGAGGAGGGCAAGGAGUCGCUCGGCUGCUACUUUUGCAAUGAUGUCGUCGCUCCGGCUGAUUCUAUGAAAGAUCAAACCCUCGACCAGCAGUGCACCGUGACGCGGCCCGGAGUCGCCGCCAUCGCCUCAGCACUCUUGGUUGAGCUCCUGACAAGCCUUCUGCAACACCCGCUCAAGAAUGGCGCCCCAGCACCUCAACCAAGGCCAGGCGUCACUCUCGAGAGAGACCCCCCAAACCACCCUCUCGGCCUCGUACCGCAUCAGAUCCGCGGCUACGUAUCUACCUUCCAAAACAUUGUCAUUCGCGGACAAUCCUACGACAGCUGCAGCGCGUGCAGCCCCAAGAUAUUGAACGCUUUCCGCACUGACGGAUGGGAAUUCGUCAAGAAGGCUCUUCAGGAGAAGGACUACGUGGCUGAACUGUCCGGGCUUGCAGAAGUCCAGCGCAAGGCCGAGGAACUGGAGGCCCAGUUGGACUGGGAUGAGGAUGACGAGGCGGCUGACGAGGGCGAUGGAGAAUUACUUUGA
Molecule: messenger RNA, 2106 nt
Organism: Trichoderma citrinoviride
Lineage: Eukaryota; Fungi; Ascomycota; Sordariomycetes; Hypocreales; Hypocreaceae
Product: E1-like protein-activating
Exons: 3
Coding region: 1-2106 (701 amino acids)
Biological process (GO): protein modification by small protein conjugation; autophagosome assembly; autophagy of mitochondrion
Cellular component (GO): phagophore assembly site; cytoplasm
Molecular function (GO): Atg8 activating enzyme activity; Atg12 activating enzyme activity
Source: RefSeq, a predicted model, not a curated record